AUGUCGAUUAAAGCAACCCCCUGCACCUCUCUGAUUCAGAGGCCACUCAACCUCCCCACACCCAGCCUCCCAACCUCCCAACACCCAGCCUCCCAACCUCCCAACACCCAGCCACCCAACCUCCCAACACCCAGCCUCCCAACCUCCCCACACUCAGCCUCCCAACCUCCCAACCUCCUAACACCCAGCCUUCCCACACCCAGCCACCUAGCCACCCAGUCUACCACACCCAGCCUCCCCCACACCCAGCCACCCAGCCCUCCCAACACCCAGCCUCCCAACCUCCCAACCCCAGCCACCCAACCUCCCAACCUCCUAACACCCAGCCUUCCCACACCCAGCCACCUAGCCACCCAGUCUACCACAUCCAGCCUCCCCCACACCCAGCCACCCAGCCCUCCCAACACCCAGCCACCUAGCCACCCACCACCCAGCCCUCCCAACACCCAGCCUCCCAACCUCCCAACCCCAGCCACCCAACCUCCCAACCUCCUAACACCCAGCCUUCCCACACCCAGCCACCUAGCCACCCAGUCUACCACAUCCAGCCUCCCCACACCCAGCCACCCAGCCCUCCCAACACCCAGCCACCUAGCCACCCAGUCUACCACACCCAGCCCUCCCAACACCCAGCCACCUAGCCACCCAGUCUACCACACCCAGCCUCCCCCACACCCAGCCACCCAGCCCUCCCAACACCCAGCCACCCAGCCUUCCCACACCCAGCCACCUAGCCACCCAGUCUACCACACCCAGCCACCCAGCCUUCCCUACAUCCACAUCCCGGCUACCCAGCCUUCCCACACCCAGCCACCCAGCCUUCCCUACAUCCACAUCCCGGCUACCCAGCCUUCCCACACCCAGCCACCCAGCCUUCCCUACAUCCACAUCCCGGCUACCCAGCCUUCCCCACACCCAGCCACCCAGCCUUCCCUACAUCCACAUCCCGGCUACCCAGCCUUCCCACACCCAGCCACCCAGCCUUCCCUACAUCCACAUCCCGGCUACCCCCACAUCCUCCAUCUACUGAGUCCUGGUCCACCACAGGUCCACACCACAGGUCCACACCACAGGUCAACACCACAGGUCCACACCACAGGUCAACACCACAGGUCUACACCACAGGUCAACACCACAGGUCUACACCACAGGUCCACACUACAGGUCUACACCAUAGGUCUACACCACAGGUCAACACCACAGGUCCACACCACAGGUCUACACCACAGGUCUACACCACAGGUCUACACGACAGGUCCACCACAGGUCCACACCACAGGUCUACACCACAGGUCCACACCACAGGUCCACCACAGGUCCACACCACAGGUCUACACCACAGGUCCACACCACAGUACCACAACUGGUCUACACGACAGGUCCAAUACAGGUCUACACCACAGGAGCACCUCAGGUCUACACCACAGGUUCACCACAGACCCACGACAGAUCCACCACUGGUCUACAUCACAGGUUCAAUACAGGUCCACACCACAGGUCCACACCACAGGUCCACACCACAGCUCCACACCUCAGGUCAUUGACCAUGGACCAGAGCAAGGUGGACCACUGACCAUGGACCAGAGCAAGAGGGUUCAAUCCCUGGACCCCACCACCAGAGGGUCAAAUCCCUGGACCCCACCACCAGAGGGUCCAAUCCCUGGACCCCACCACCAGAGGGUCCAAUCCCUGGACCACACCACCAGAGGGUUCAAUCCCUGGACCCCUCCACCAGAGGGUCCAAUCCCUGGACCCCACCACCAGAGGGUUCAAUCCCUGGACCCCACCACCAGAGGGUCCAAUCCCUGGACCCCACCACCAGAGGGUCCAAUCCCUGGACCCCACCACCAGAGGGUUCAAUCCCUGGACCACACCACCAGAGGGUUCAAUCCCUGGACCCCACCAGCAGAGGGUUCAAUCCCUGGACCACACCACCAGAGGGUUCAAUCCCUGGACCCCACCACCAGAGGGUCCAAUCCCUGGACCCCACCACCAGAGGGUUCAAUCCCUGGACACCACCACCAGAGGGUCCAAUCCCUGGACCCCACCACCAGAGGGUCCAAUCCCUGGACCCCACCACCAGAGGGCGCAUACUCAUUCUCAUGUUCAGGCCCUCACAGACACACAGAGGCUGCUUGA
Messenger RNA from Oncorhynchus nerka (sockeye salmon), 2139 nucleotides. Its product is annotated as mucin-2-like. The transcript is spliced from 6 exons. Bases 1 to 2139 code for a protein of 712 amino acids. The record is from RefSeq and is a predicted model, not a curated record. NCBI's taxonomy places the organism in Eukaryota, Metazoa, Chordata, Actinopteri, Salmoniformes, Salmonidae.